GGGUUUAUCUUGAUCAUUUUGUGAGUGCUUCCUCGUGGGAGAGUUUGGAAGUCUGCAGGAAAGCAUACCUGCUUAUUGUGGUUAACUUUUACAAGGUUGAUGUGUCUUACAGCGCUCGCAAAGCAGAACUAAAGAAGGCUCUGUGUGAACAGCUGGUGGAACAGAGUGUGCUGCCAAUGAUUGCUGUCAAAAAGGCGGAAGACGCCACACCUGGAGAUGAUGACGCAGCACUGGCUGAUGCGCCCGCUGAAAAAGACGAGUCCGUUGAGGUCUCGGAAAACCUGGAAAGUAUGUCAUCAGGUGAUCUGCGCCUCCCACUCCGCAUUAGGGAGGUGGAAAGCCGCAACAAGGAGCUGGAAGUGCAGGCUAUGCACCUUCGUGUUAAAGCCCUUGAACUGGAGAGACGCGCCCCAGCAGCCUUACAAACCCCAGCGAGCACAGCGAGUUCUGCUUCUUCAACUUUUGAUAUCACAAUGUUGGUGGAGCAAGCCAAACCCAAGUUUGACACAUCUCAGGUCUCUGAGUUGGUGAAGAGGCUCUUCAGCCUGACAGUGACCCCAAAAGAUAUUCGGCCUCUGCCCAGCUACGAUGAUCAGAACUUCUAUGUGGCGCCUGCUGAGGGUGGCGAGUUCAUCCUAAAGAUCCUGAACACAGAGGACAGCAAGAACCCCAGCAUGAUCGAGGUCCAGACGUACGCCAUGACCUUCCUCCACCAGAAUGGACUUCCUGCUCAAACAGCCAUUCCCAACAACUCAGGACAGCUGAUGAGUCUGGAAGAAAUGGAUUGCGGGUACGGCUGUCAGAAGUACCUCGUGCGGCUGUUGACUUAUUUACCAGGAGUGACCAUUUCGAAGGUUCCUUUAACACCAGAGUUAUUAUAUGAGACAGGCAAGAUGGCCGCUAGAAUGGAUGAGGUACUUCAGAAGAUGGAACACCGUCAUCUCGGCGUUCUGCUGAGGGAGGAGUUCAUGUGGAGUCUGUCGAAUCUUGUCCUCCUGGAAGCGUACUUAAACGUUUUAGAUGGAGAUCCCCUCCAGGAGGUUGUGAAGUCGGUCAUUCAUCAUUACAAGACAUUUGUACAACCUAAACGCUCCAGCUUCCGCAAGUGCAUUAAUCAUGGCGACUUGAAUGACUUAAAUGUGCUCGUGCAACCUGAUGACAAUGGCGGCUACAAGAUUUCCGGCAUCCUUGACUUUGGGGACAUGAACAGCGGCUACUACAUCCACGAACUCGCUAUCGCCCUAAUGUACAUGAUGUUAGAGCAUCCUAACCCCAUUGAGGUGGGUGGGCCUGUCCUGGCUGGGUUUGAAAGCAUCCUCCCACUCAGUGAGGUUGAGAGAGAAUGCCUUUACUUGCUGGUACUGUCUCGCUUCUGCCAGAGUUUGGUCAUAGCUCGGUAUUCCGUGGCGUUGCACCCAGAGAACGCGGAGUACCUGAUGAUUUCAAGCAAGAAAGGGGUCAAGAUUCUCCAGGAUCUUUGGGAGCUUGGGAAAGAGCAGGUGGAGAAGGUGUGGUUUACUAGUGCUGCUCAGUUUGAUGACAGAAAGUGAGAAAUACUUUAUAUAGGAAAAUCUCCAAUUUACACAAAUCAUUCAGUGUGUUUACAUGCACAUCUAAAUGAAUCUAGGUCCAUCUAACAUAAUAGGCUGGGGAUCUGUAACCUAGCUUACAUUUACUUUGGAAAACCAAACUCUCAAAUGAAGUAUGUACGUCACCAUAGGUGUCAACAUGUGCACUUUUUGCAUUCUUUCAGUUAGCAUAUAGCAACACAGAUAGUAAACAAAUGCAGGUGGAGGUGAAGCAGAUGGAGUAAAAACAGGAUGUGCACAAUGGCCAAAGGUAUUUACAACAACAACAACGGGGCAGCACAGCUUAUUUGGCUAGUACUGUACUGUUUUGGUGUUACACAUGUUACUUUGUGGCGACGUUAUCAGAAGACUUCUUCUGUGGUCUCGUCUCUUCCGAAAGUUACCGGUAUCAGCUCGACUGGGCCGUGUAGAUGCAGAUGAAGUGGGGUUCCUACCGCAUCAUCUGGAUGCUUCAGCAUUGUUUUAACCAUUUCGCCUUCACUGACUGACGUGUUUACAGGAAAACUGAUGUGAGUCCAUUUAGGGCAAUAGUUCGGUUUUCUGAUGCACACAAAACACACUGAUUGUUUUGUCUUAAUGAAUGGGGUGUGAUAUGUUAGAUAACUCAUGAUUCAAUUUUGAUUCAGGGUCCUUUGACUUCAUUAUGAAAUAAUUAUCAUGAUUACCACAAUUUUUAAUGCAUUUUUUUCAUCGUUAAGGUUUUUUUCUCAUGUCAUAGAUUUUUCAUACUUUCAUAUUACAUAAUUCAGCACAAAUUAUUCAAGUUACCAUAUACCUCUUACUCCACCAUCUUCUUCAUCUCAGACUGAACAUAUAUCCCAAAUACUUUUGCCUGAAAUCUACAGGAUACAUGUCAAUAGUGAAAAUGAAAGUAAACAUGGGUUGUCAGUCUUGCUUUUGUGAAUAGUGUCAGCUGAGACAGCAAACACCUUUUGGAGCGGCUUGUGAGAAAACGUAAGUAGCGUUGUUUCAAUUGGCAAAUAAAACAAGUUAUGCUCAAGCUAAAAGGAAGUCCAUGACAGUGUGGAGAUGGCCCCCACUCCCACUUUAUACAGCCAUCGCGUAAUCUUUAGUGAAAAACACAUGAUCGCGUCACAUUAUCGUCACAGGCUCGCUGGUGCUGCCUUAGCUUUGCAGCAAAGUGCUGCCAUAGAUUUAUGAAAAAGGCCGGAGUUGCGGGCACGUUCAUUUAUUUCUUCCUGGAUUGUUGGCUGCUUAGGAGCAACAACCACUGGCUUCUUCUUUUCAUCCAAACUGGGACAGAAGCGUGAAAGGUGCUGUCGCACGUUGAUUGUGUUGUUUCCUUUAACUUUCCUUUAAUCCACCUAAAGAGUACGCUUCACACUCAGUGGCUAAAGCCAUUGCACUUUGUUUGUCCGUCCCUUAAAAUGUCCGGGCAGCAGGUGUAACAUUUAUGUUCCUGCCGCGCUUUGCGGCUGUUUUGGGGCAUUUAUUUAUAAUUGUUUACGAAUGUUUACAAAUUGAUGUAGAAUCAGCAUGUGUCACGCAGCAAUACAUCAAUGAAAUGGUGAAUCGGCACACCGCUACUUGUGUUUUCUCAGUGUAAUCUUUACAUUUAGACACUUUAAAUUAGGAAUUAAUUAUUGUGCCUUAAAGGUGUGGAACAUUGAAAAAAGAUUUCUAAAAUCUUAUUUUUGAUUAUAAUCAGUAACUCUGAGUUUUUCAUGUAGGCUGAACAUGAAAAUAGUCUCCUACACCUAUCUCUUGCAUUAGCUUGUAACAGAAGACAGAUGUGAAACUCUAAGAUUUGAAAAUCCUGUCAGACCUACAUCACACUGUCUCUUAACAUUCAUGGACUCACCCAUCUUGACUCACGACGGGGAAGCUGUUGUUGGUUUAGUGUCCAGGAAACAGCAGAAGACGUCUCAGCUACUAGAUGCUAAAUAUUAGCAUUAGCAACUUCAACACAUGGCAGAGCUCUUCCAGGCUUGUGUUAUUUGUGGAGAUAAAAUAUCAGCAUUGCAAUUCAGUGGUAGAGUUGUGUUGCUGUUAUCCAAUCAGAGGCGAUGUUCAAAUAUCAGUAAAUAAGACUCCAAAACUGGCUCACCUGUGAUGUGGCUCACUUCUAAUUCCUGGAAAUUGUGCACCAGUGUUUUUUGCACUGUUAUCCAAGAUGGCGCCAGUGUUGCCGGCUUGCCGUCUGUCAGCUCCUCUACUUUUUGUAUUUUAAUUGUUUUUAGCCUAUGUGUUACAACCCGCUCAUCCGAGAUUGGUGUAUGAUCAUCAUACGCUAUUUAAAAUAGGUUUUUCGGUUAGAUUUUUACCACCCGAAGCUGUUGAGCAGCGGAAUACUUCCUCCCCCCUCUACCUGCAUGGCCUUUCGGCGUGCUGGGAAACACCGCCUUUUACGCACUCUGCUAGGAGGAAACGUAGGAGGAGAGGCUGUCGGGGUGGACGGCUCGUCAAGCUGAAAGCAUUGAAGCUUGCCUUUUCUAGUGGUUCGUGAGUAGUCUUGUGUUCUUCCACUCGGUUCCUCGGUGCCUAGCUCGUUCCUGUUGCUGGCAAUUCAUGGGAGUAUGGUAAGCGCUCCCCACCCUUUCAGAGAUUGUCGGAGAUGAGCCGAUCUGAGGAAUCUCCGAUCAUUGACUAGAGCUUCUUCCACCAUCAGCAGCUCUGAAGUGUCCUUAAGGUGGGGCCUGGUCAAUGCUAGGUCUGUGGCUAACAAAACAUUCAUUGUGAAUGAAUUUUUUACAGCACAUGUUCUCGACAUUGUCUGUGUGACAGAGUCAUGGAUUCUUCCUGGUGAGUCCGCUGUUUUUAGUGAACUGAUCCCAGCUGACUAUGCUUUUAUUAAUGUUCCGAGGACCACUAAACGUGUCGGUGGAUUGGUGGUUAUUUCUAAAGCUAAUCUGAAGAUCAAACAUUUGCAGUCCUGGUCUCCUAAUACCAGUUUUGAACUGUACUUAUUCGAACUUGGUCAUCCACAACCGCAACCAAUCCUCUGUGUUGUAGUAUAUAGACCCCCGAAAUACAACAAGGAUUUUUUGCCGGAGUUUUCAGAAGUCCCUAGCAAACUGGGCUGCUAGAUACGAGCGGAUAUUGUUACUGGGAGACUUUAAUAUUCAUAUCUGCUGCCCCGGAAAACCUUUAUAGUCUCUGAUUUGAUCAACCUUUUGAACUCUUUGUCUUUUACGCAGUGGGUUAAUGGGGCCACACAGGAAUGUGGCCACACACUGGAUCUUGUGUUAUUACUGGGGUGUUCAGUAGAUAAUCUGACUAUUAAGGAUGCACUUUUUUCAGACCAUAAUUCAAUAUUAUUUGAGACUACUCUGCAUAGCAAUUUGCUGGCACCUGUUGCCCCCAGUAGGUAGAGUUGUCAUGUGAACUCUGACACUGCAACUCAUUUCACUUUGCUGUUUGAACAAGCCUUCUUUGAUUUAUCAGACAAGUCCUCACUGGAUGGAUUGCUUACUUGUUUUAAUGAGACCUGUGAGGAUAUCCUUAACACUGUUGCGCCAUUAAGGUCCAGGAGGGGAAAGCGUACGGUGAAUUUAUGGUCAACGGACGCUACUCGUGCCGCAAGAAGGACAUGUAGAAGAUAUGAGAGACAGUGGUAGAAGGAUAAUAUGCAUGUUUCCCUAAUUGCUGUACGUGAGAGUUGGAAAUCAUACCAAGAGGCAGUUAGAUCUGCGAAAUUUGCAUAUUAUUCCAAUCUCAUUUCUUUAAACUCAAACAACCGCAGAGCACUUUAUACAGCAAUUAACUCAGUUCUGAAAUUAAAUGAUCAUCAUGUGGUGCAGGCUUCAGCUAAAAUGUGUGAUGAGUUUCGUGACUUUUUUAUAGAGAAAGUUGCUGCGCUCCGGGCUACCAUGUCUAUGGCACCGGUAUGUGGCCGUUCUGUUACUGCCAUCAGAGGUUUGGUAGCAUUUCAACAAAUUAGUCUAGAUGAUUUGAUCAAGAUCGCUGGGAAGGCUAAGUCGAGCGGCUCGCCGGAUGAAGUGAUGCCAACACGCCUCUUUAAAGAAGUCUUUCCAGUAGUCGCCCCUUUAAUAUUGCACAUAAUUAACACGAGUCUCAGUUCUGGUAUAGUCCCUGACGAUUUCAAAAAGGCGGUUAUUCAACCUUUGCUCAAAAAGCCUGGACUGGAUGCUUCGCUGGCUGCAAACUAAAGGCUCAUUUCGAAACUUCCAUUCUUAAGUAAGGUACUAGAGAAAUGUGUUUACCACCAGCUCUUGGUUUUUAUGGAUGAGAAUGCCAUUUUUGAGACUUUCCAGUCUGGCUACAGAGCUCAACACAGCACGGAGACUGCACUGGUUAGAGUGCUCAGUGACAUUUAUCUAGCGACUGAUAGCAGUAAUUCAGUGUUGUUACUUCUGCUGGACCUCACGGCUGCCUUUGACACGACAGAUCAUGAAGUGCUGCUUCACCGUCUACAUCAUUAUGUCGGGAUUUCACGGUUAGCCCUGGAAUGGUUUAGAUCAUACCUGACACAUAGGAAAAUGUGUUUUAGGAUGGGAAGUUAUUUCUCAGAGUACUCUGUUCUACCAUGGGGGGUACCACAGGGCUCGAUAUUGGGACCUUUGUUGUUUUCUGUUUACAUUCUGCCCUUAGGUGACAUCUGUCGUAAGCUUGGAGUUCAAUUCCACCUAUAUGCUGACGAUUGUCAGCUGUACCUGCCUCUAAACACGUCAAGUGGUCUCUCUAUUUCUAUUCUUACUAACUGUUUGAGGGAGAUCAAGACCUGGAUGAGUGAACAUUUUCUGAGCCUAAAUGAUCACAAAACAGAGGCUAUAUUGUUUGCUCCAAGCAUACAUUCUGACUCUUCCCUAACUGUGGGUCAUUUAAUGGCCAGCUGACUACAUCGGUGACUAAUAUUGGUGUUAAACUGGAUAGCGCCCUUAGUUUUGAUAACCACAUCAAUGGAGUGAUCUCCUCCUCCUUUUUCCACCUUUAUCAGUUGGUAAAGAUCAAACCAGUUUUGUCACGUUAUGAUCUUGAGAUGGUAGUCCAUGCUUUUAUUACGGUGCGAUUGGACUACUGCAACUCUGUUUUAUUCGGUGUGAGCAAUGGCUCAAUAGCCAGGUUGCAAAUAGUGCAGAAUGCUGCUGCCAGAUUUUUAGAGGGCAGGCGCAAGUAUGAGCACAUAAGUCCUGUCCUGGCUGCGCUUCAUUGGCUGCCCAUUGAUGUCAGGAUUUGUUUUAAAAUACUCUUACUGGUUUUUAAAACGUUAAAUGGUUUGGCCCCUCCUUACUUGGUGUCACUGCUUCAACCGUACACCCCUGCAUGGUCACUCCGCUCGAAGAACCUCAUGCUCCUCUCGGUCCCAAGAACGCGCCUAAAGACACGUGGUGAUAGGGCCUUUGCUGUGGCAGGUCCUAAGCUUUGGAACGAGCUUCCUCUCAGCAUAAGGGCCUAAGGCAAGGCUAAAAACCUACUUUUAUGAUCUGUCUUUUAAUCUUUCUAACUAGUUUUAUUGUUUUACUUAUAGCAAUCUGUGUACUCACUGUAUUUUUUAUCUGUAUCUUGUGAUACAAUGUUUUUAUUUUCUGGACUUAAUGUUUUAUGUUUUUACUUGAUCAGUGUAGCGCCUUGGUGAAAUAUUUUUGCCUAUACAAAUAUGCGAUUUACAAAUGAAGUUGAGUUGAGUUUUGCCUCCCUAAGUACGACUUACACGGCAUUUAUUCCAAAUAGAGACCACUUCAAAUGUAUUAAAGAAACAAAUGUUCCACACCUUUAAAUCAACUCUAGAAUUUCCUGAUUUUCUCUUCUACUGGUUAAAUUGGAGUUACAACUGUUGCAAACAACCUUGUAGCAGCCUUUUGUAGCUAGCGCUAACAUUGCCUAUGCUAACAAUGAGCUAAUGCUAACACAAGCCAACUGAUUCUAAAGUAAUAAGAUCCAAACAGUUGGAAAAAAAAUUGUAUUAUGUACAAGUCCAGUAGCAACAAAACCAGGUCACCAUCAGUUUGUGAUUUGUAGCCUUCUUUAACGAGUGUAGCUUACGCUGAUGUUCAGACUGGUUUUAUCUCUUUGCUUUGCCGCCAAAGACAUUACUUUCUUACUUGUACUUCCAUGCUCUGCUAUUAUACUAACAAACAAGUAAAAUUCUUCCUCUUGUGCUUUUUUUUUGACGAUGGGCGGACUGAAAAAGCUAACUGCUUGCUUGUGAAAAUAUAUAUCUCUCAUAUAAGCUCUUUCAUAUAUUAUUAUAAGCUCUUUUAUAUGAUUAAAUAUGUAUCUCUCACUUUUGCUCCUUAUAUAUUAUCAUAAAUACAUUAUUAUAUGCCUUUUCAUGGAAUCUUGUUAUAAUAUCAAAGACCUCUCUGUGCCUUUUCUGCUCAAGCUGAACAGCUGCAUAAGGGAGUGAAAGCGUUCCUUCCUUCAGUUCCUCAAUACAAGAACAACUGUCUUUGUUAGCAAAGGAUGUUGCAGGAUGUGUCCUGAUCAUCUCAAGGUUGCAUGUCCUUGGGAUGAAUUGGUCUUUCAUUAACAAGGCUAUUAGCUGACGUGCGUCUGCAGGUGCAGAUGGCAGAAUUACGUGUGUGUAUGGCAAACUACGUAUGUAACAUUCCUGUAAUCUUCAAUAAAAAUCAGCCGUUUUCAGCAGAACGGCGAGAGUCUGUCCGAAGCAUCUGGCAAGAGCAGGUCGCGGGACUUGCUGCAGAGACUCUCCCCCUCAUGAGCGGUGAAACAGUGAA
Nothobranchius furzeri (turquoise killifish) is the source of this 8248-nucleotide messenger RNA. It is a transcript of the gene hykk.2, whose product is annotated as hydroxylysine kinase, tandem duplicate 2. The record is from RefSeq and is a predicted model, not a curated record. Gene Ontology annotation, molecular function: amino acid kinase activity. Lineage: Eukaryota; Metazoa; Chordata; Actinopteri; Cyprinodontiformes; Nothobranchiidae.